AUGGCGACCCAGUAUGAAGUCGAGCACAGUAUCAAGGAGGCAACCCCUCCCAGGCGCCGGAGACAGAUCGACAUGUCCUCGUUCAACUCGCAGCUGCACCAGCUAACCGACGACCCCUCCUCGCCCGACGCGCAACGGCACAACCCCCACGCCGUCCCGACGCCGGUCGACCUCGCCGGCCUGUUCCGCCUGGUGCAGGACCAGCUCAGCACACUGGCGCAGGAUGCGCCUGAUGCCACAAACCGCGACUUCCUGCAGUCGCUCUUCGACGGGCUGGAGGGCGACAUCCUCAACCCGCCCAGGGAGGUGGCGGGCGUGUCGCAGGAGUUCCUGGACGCGCUGGACCGGGUGCCGAAGAAGACGCUGAAGCCGGACGACUCGUGCCCCAUCUGCGCAGAGAAGUUCCUCGACGACAAGUAUCCGCUGGUCGUGGAGCUGCAGUGCCACCACAGCCACCGGUUCGACAUGGACUGCGUCGGGCCCUGGCUGCAGCUCAAGGGGACGUGCCCCAUGUGCAGGACAGACCUGACGAAGUACGACCCGCGGAGGAAGGACACGUCGGACAGGAUCAAGAAGAUGUGGGAGAAGGAGGGCAAGCCGGCUGAGGAAGACGACGAAGAGGACGACGACCCGCACGGAUUGUAUAACUAG
This is a messenger RNA of Diaporthe citri, 651 nucleotides long. RefSeq lists its product as uncharacterized. Gene Ontology annotation, biological process: protein ubiquitination. The transcript is spliced from 2 exons. Lineage: Eukaryota; Fungi; Ascomycota; Sordariomycetes; Diaporthales; Diaporthaceae. Gene Ontology annotation, molecular function: ubiquitin protein ligase activity. Gene Ontology annotation, cellular component: cytoplasm. The coding region runs from base 1 to 651 and encodes 216 amino acids. The record is from RefSeq and is a predicted model, not a curated record.